CCCGGCCGGGCGGGGAUGCUGGGGCGGAGGGCGCAGUGGCUGUGCUGGUGGUGGGGGCUGCUGUGCAGCUGCUGCGGGCCCCCGCCGCUGCGGCCGCCCCUGCCCGCCGCCGCCGCUGCCGCGGGCGGGGGGGCGCUGCUGGGGGACGGCGGGAGCCCGGGCCACGCGGAGCAGCCGCCGCCGCCGCCGUCCUCCUCCUCCGGCUUCCUCUACCGGCGGCUCAAGACGCACGAGAAGCGCGAGAUGCAGAAGGAGAUCCUCUCGGUGCUGGGGCUCCCGCACCGGCCCCGGCCCCUGCACGGCCUCCAGCAGCCGCAGCCCGCUGCGCUCCCGCAGCAGCAGCCUCGCGGGGAGCCCCCUCCCGGGCGGCUAAAAUCUGCGCCCCUCUUCAUGCUGGAUCUGUACAACGCCCUGGCCGCCGACGACGACGAGGACUGGGCGUCGGAUGAGGAGAGGCGGCAGCACGGGCCCCGCGGAGGGGUCGGCUCGUCCCAGCCCCGGCAGCCGCCCCCCGGCGCGGCGCCCCGGGUCAACAGCAAGAGCCUCCUGGCCGCGGGACCCGGCGGUGGCGCGUCCCCACUGACCAGCGCGCAGGACAGCGCCUUCCUCAACGACGCGGACAUGGUCAUGAGCUUUGUGAACCUGGUGGAGUACGAGAAGGAGUUCUCCCCUGGCCAGCGGCACCACAAAGAGUUCAAGUUCAACUUAUCCCAGAUUCCUGAGGGUGAGGCGGUGACGGCUGCAGAGUUCCGAAUCUACAAGGACUGUGUUGUGGGGAGUUUUAAAAACCAAACUUUUCUUAUCAGCAUUUAUCAAGUCUUGCAGGAGCAUCCGCACAGAGACUCUGACCUAUUUUUGUUGGAUACCCGCAUGGUGUGGGCCUCAGAAGAAGGCUGGUUGGAAUUUGACAUCACAGCCACUAGCAAUCUGUGGGUCGUGACCCCGCAGCACAACAUGGGGCUUCAGCUGAGCGUGGUGACUCGGGAUGGACUCACCGUCAACCCUCGAGCGGCAGGCCUGGUGGGCAGAGACGGCCCUUACGACAAGCAGCCCUUCAUGGUGGCCUUCUUCAAGGUCAGCGAGGUCCACGUGCGCACCACCAGGUCGGCCCCCGGGCGGCGCCGACAGCAGAACCGCAACCGCUCCACCCAGUCCCAGGACGUGUCGCGGGGCUCCAGCGCUUCUGAUUACAACAGCAGUGAGUUGAAAACGGCCUGCAGGAAGCAUGAGCUUUAUGUGAGCUUCCAAGACCUGGGCUGGCAGGACUGGAUCAUCGCACCCAAGGGCUACGCCGCCAACUACUGUGAUGGAGAAUGCUCCUUCCCACUCAACGCGCACAUGAACGCAACGAACCACGCAAUUGUGCAGACGCUGGUUCACCUUAUGAAUCCUGAGUAUGUCCCCAAACCAUGCUGCGCGCCAACCAAACUAAACGCCAUCUCAGUUCUUUACUUUGAUGACAACUCGAAUGUCAUCUUGAAAAAAUACAGGAAUAUGGUUGUCAGAGCUUGUGGAUGCCACUAACUCGAAACCAGUUGCUGGGGACACAAAUAUGGCCUUGGGUUCCCAGAUGACAUCUGCCUUAAAAAACAUUCAGAAGCACGGCGAAGGGGGAGGCAAGCCUUUGAAGCCACCCUGGGCUGGUUGGUGCCUUACCGCCCAAGGAAGAACUUAAAGGGCCUCGUUAAGAAUUUGCUCACACGGUAGAUAACGUGGGCAGUUGCUGGUCUGCAGGAAGCGGGGUUUGGAUGUCUGUAGUAUGAAGUCUGGGAACUACAGAAACGUAACUUUGAAGGGUUCCCCCCAACACCCCCCAAAAAAGAGCCCACCAAAAUUAGUUUUAGCUUUAGACCAAGCUAUUUGUGGUGUUAGUGAGUCAAUAGGGAAAAUAAUCUUAAAGGAGUAAGAAUACUCUUGGCUAAAGUACCAGCCGGUUCUGUAGUGUCCGUCAGAGGUAGAUCUAUAUAGACAACGGGAACUGGGCGGAAAUGCCUCCCUUCACAGACGGCCUUGGCGCAGGGCAGGUUCAAGCAGGGGCAGCAGCCCGGGCCGACCCGGGGGCUCCGUGAAGUGCCUUUUCUUUCCGCCCCUGCCCUUAGCGUUUGUGCUGGAGUUCUGUCCGUGUGAAAAUACAGUCAUUUCGGUCAAACCAACCGUGUCAUUUCCACACCUCAGUCCCUACCCCCCCAUUAGCUGUUCUCCUUGCUAGCACCCAAAGUAGAGUGAGCGGGUGUUGCGGGGAGGCUGGGGAGGCACGUUAGCCGGGCGCCGCAGGAAACCAGUGCUGCACCUCUUCUCUUUUGGGAUGGCUCUCCGAAAAGCACAUUCACUCCAGGAACGCCGGCUCUAAUAUUUCACCUAUUUCAGUAAAAUGGUUCCAUGCCUUUUCCUCGACAGCAUGCCAAGUGGCGGGGUUAGGUCCAGCAAAGGAAACAAAAUGGGGAAGGACCGCCAGGAGAGGGUCUGGAUAGGCAAGCCCUUAUGAACCCAAAUCCCAGUUUUCUCUUGUAGAAAGGAAGACUCAGAUGAAAUCGUAGAAUAUUUUUAAAGUGUCUUUUUCACGAUCAUGUACUAGGAAGCCAAUUUCAUACUAAACUGAUUAAAUAAUACAUUUAUGAUCUAAAA
Molecule: messenger RNA, 2625 nt
Organism: Zalophus californianus (California sea lion)
Lineage: Eukaryota; Metazoa; Chordata; Mammalia; Carnivora; Otariidae
Gene: BMP6
Product: bone morphogenetic protein 6
Exons: 7
Coding region: 16-1524 (502 amino acids)
Biological process (GO): SMAD protein signal transduction
Cellular component (GO): extracellular region
Molecular function (GO): cytokine activity; growth factor activity
Source: RefSeq, a predicted model, not a curated record